This is a messenger RNA of Knipowitschia caucasica, 441 nucleotides long. Lineage: Eukaryota; Metazoa; Chordata; Actinopteri; Gobiiformes; Gobiidae. The record is from the annotation of a GenBank genome assembly.
AUGGUUUCUUUGAUCUAUCUUCUGCAGGUGAAGCGCACAUUGUUCAUAAACGGCAUUUCCAAAUACGCAGAAGAGUCUCAGAUCAAGCAGCACUUUGAACAGGCGUAUGAGAACUGCCUGGUCCUGGAGGCUCGCAUCUGUUUUAACGUGGCCAAACUGAUGUCUCUGAACGGAGAGAGGAAGAAGACGGAGAGGAGCAAGAAGUUCUUCACGGACCUCAUGGCCAAGGAGCACGUACCUACCAUGAUCAACCCCAAACCAUGUGGGCACCUCUGCUGCUGUACCAUCACCGGCUGUGAGGAGGAGGAGGCGGUGAGCUUCUACACAAAGCGUGAGGCCAAACUGAAGGAGGAGUACAGGAAGGAGAAGGAGAAGGUCCACACCAAGCCCCUGGGCAUGGCCUUCGUCACCUUCCAGAACGAGGCCAUGACAGCCGUGUGA